This is a messenger RNA of Tricharina praecox, 222 nucleotides long. RefSeq lists its product as uncharacterized. NCBI's taxonomy places the organism in Eukaryota, Fungi, Ascomycota, Pezizomycetes, Pezizales, Pyronemataceae. Bases 1 to 222 code for a protein of 73 amino acids. The record is from RefSeq and is a predicted model, not a curated record. The transcript has 2 exons.
AUGAAUGACGAGGCGCUUUGGGGUAUGGACAGUGGACAGCCGUGUCGCGUGGCGCGUGGCGCGAAGCUCACACAGUGGAAGAAGAAGCAGAAGAAGAAUAAGAAGAAAGAGGAGAAGAAGGAGAAGAAGCAGAAGGAGGGGAAGAAGGAGAAGGAGGAGAUCGAAGCCCUCAAAGCAGAGUGCAGUGGGAAAUAUGAUACGGGCGAGACCAUAUUUACGUAG